UGACCAAUCUUUCAAGAAGAAAUACUAGACCAAUCUUUACAAAAAGAAAUAUUGUAACACAUUGACAACAUAUAAGAUGAUGGACCUGCAUGUACAAUUAAGUGAAGUGACAGUUUCAACAUCAAACCAUGUCACAGUGACAAGUAAUUCAGCUUUGAAACCACAACCGUUACAGUGUCCUGUAGCAGGAUGUGACAAACAUUCUAUGAGUCACAUAAAUAUUUGUCACAAUAACUACAGUCAACAUUUCAAUAGCGGUGCAGUUGACUACAAUGGUGCCAAAUCAAAAUCACAUCCAAAAGAUUUGCACAAAGAAAAAUCAAAAGAUGCAGAUGCUGAUUUAACAUCUCCAGAUAAAAGACACACAAUAGAGGCAAGACUUGAAACAACUGGUGAAUCAGAAUAUGUACCUACUGUUGAACAUGGACCAACUGCUGAAUCAGAACCUAAACGCACUGUUGAAUCAGAAUCCAAAUUAACUACUGAAUCACAGCCUGGACCAACUGCUGAAUCAAAGCCCAAGCCCACAGCUGAAUCAGAACCCAAAUUAAGUGCUAAAUCAGAGCCUAUAACACCUGUUGGGUCAGAGACUAGACCAACUACUGAUUCAGAAAGUGGAGCAAAUACUCAAUCAAACCCCAAACCAAAUGCCGAAUCUUGGCCAAGUGCUGAAUCUGAGCAUUUGCUAACUGCUGAAUCAGAACCCAAAUCAACAGCUGAAUCAGAGCCCAAGCCCACAGCUAAACCAGAACAUAAAUCAACUGCUGAAUUAGAGCCUAGACCAACUGCUGGAUCAGAGACUAGACCAACUACUGAAUCUGAAAUUAUACCAAAUACUCAAUCAAAACCCAAACCCACAGCUGAAUCAAAGCUUUGGCCAAGUGCUGAAACAAAGCCUAAGCCAACAGUUGAAUCAGAAGCAGGACAAACAUCUGAAUCAGAAACUGGACUAGCUGCUGAACAAAAACCUAAAACCACAGCUGAAUUAGAAAACGGACAAACUACUGAAUCAGAAAUCAGUCAAUCUGCUGAAUCAGACCCUGGACUAAUGACAGAAAAUGAAACAUUAGCUUAUCCAGUGCCAAAAUCAACAACCUAUCCACUAUUUAAUGAUUUAAUUUGUAUCUUUCAACAUGUUAGGCUCAGGACAUUACGUUCAACAAUUUUACAACUUAUUUUGUUUAUGGUAUGCUUUUGUGGGGCGUAUGGAAAAUCAAAACAGAACACACCUUGUCAGUUGAUGUUUGUUUGUCAACUGUAUUCAGAUAAAUUGCUAUUAAAGUGCUUUUACAAUGGACAUUGCGAAGGUACUUUAAAAUGGACUGGUGGGAAAAGUGGUACUAAGCCACUCUUUAAUGUAAAAACAUCACCAACUGAAAAAGUGAGAUUCAUUGAUGGUAAAGGUGAAAAAUGGUUUGGAAUGCAAAUUAAAGACUGGAAUCAUGAAGAUAUUGAAGCUCAUUAUAAGUGUUGGUUUGGAUUUUCCAAACUGAUAGUUGAUAUAGUAAAUAGAGCAGUUCUGGAUCAACCAUUUGAUGCUGAUUUGGUGUUAUGCAAGCAUACCAAUGGAGAGAAUAACUUGAUAUUAGAUGCUAAAGUUUUCCAUACCAAUAGACAGCCUUCAUUCACUGCUUUUAUUCAGGAUCAAAAUAUAACAAAACACCUAACAUCCAUUGAAAAUCCAAAAAAGAAUGGAUCAUGGUUUGAAACCAGAAUCAAAUUAAAUCUUAAACUGACUAAAGAAGACAAUAACAAAACAUUUAUGCUUUUGUUCAGAGAAAAUAUUAUAAUCAAGGAAAUCAUUAAUACAACUUUAUGCAGAGGAAAUGAAGACUCAUUAAAAAGCCCAUGUGGUGAUAAAGUGUGUCAAAUGCUUCUGCUGUGUUUAGGGUGUUCAGGGGGCCUAGCUGCUGCUUUUUUUUGUAUUGUGUACAAGAAAGAUUUAUUGUGUUUCAAAAUAGAAACAGAUACCAGAGAAGGUGAAAGGGAACCUAUGACAACUAUGAAUACAAAUAAGGAUACAGAUGAUAGUUUCCAGAAAAACACAGACUUCUAAUCUAACUGAUUCUCCAUAAAAGUACAAUUGCAUUCCCUGUAUAAGAAGCACCUAUGAUGAAUAAUUACAACUUGAUACUUUUGUAAUACAGAUCUACUAAUCAGUCUUGUAUAUGGUUUAUCAACUUCCAAACAGUUCACCCUCUGCUGUUCUAUGGGUCAAUGUGAGAUUUUUGUAUGCCCCUCCCUCCC
Mytilus californianus (California mussel) is the source of this 2247-nucleotide messenger RNA. RefSeq lists its product as uncharacterized. Lineage: Eukaryota; Metazoa; Mollusca; Bivalvia; Mytilida; Mytilidae. Bases 77 to 2056 code for a protein of 659 amino acids. The record is from RefSeq and is a predicted model, not a curated record. The transcript is spliced from 8 exons.